Molecule: messenger RNA, 2487 nt
Organism: Seriola dumerili (greater amberjack)
Lineage: Eukaryota; Metazoa; Chordata; Actinopteri; Carangiformes; Carangidae
Gene: rab5aa
Product: ras-related protein Rab-5A
Exons: 6
Coding region: 216-866 (216 amino acids)
Molecular function (GO): GTPase activity; GTP binding
Source: RefSeq, a predicted model, not a curated record
UCUAAGGGGAAGUUGCGAGAAGAAAGAAAGGAGGAGACGUGACGGGAUUGUUGAAAUUUUCUUGGUUUCCCCAGCACCACCUCAGCACAGUGUCCCGGGUACCUUCUGUAAAUACUACGGCGGCGGUAUUUAAAGUUCAAAACAUCGUCUGGCUCUCAGCAGAAGUCCUGAUAGUGAGGUUGAGCACACAGGACACCGGGGGAUCUGACUAGGUCAUGGCCAAUCGGGGAGGAGCUACGAGACCCAAUGGACCCAAUGCAGGGAACAAGAUCUGUCAGUUUAAGCUGGUGCUGUUGGGGGAGUCAGCUGUUGGAAAGUCCAGCUUAGUGCUUCGCUUCGUCAAGGGCCAGUUCCAUGAAUUCCAGGAGAGCACAAUUGGAGCGGCCUUUCUCACCCAGACAGUGUGUCUAGAUGACACAACAGUGAAGUUUGAAAUCUGGGACACUGCAGGUCAGGAGCGUUACCACAGUUUGGCACCUAUGUACUACAGAGGAGCACAGGCUGCCAUUGUGGUCUACGACAUCACAAACGAGGAGUCCUUUGCUCGGGCAAAGAACUGGGUGAAGGAGCUGCAGAGACAAGCUAGCCCUAAUAUAGUCAUCGCUCUGUCAGGCAACAAAGCUGACCUAGCCAACAAGAGAGCUGUUGACUUCCAGGAUGCCCAGUCCUACGCAGAUGACAACAGCUUACUUUUCAUGGAGACGUCGGCUAAGACAUCUAUGAAUGUGAAUGAGAUAUUUAUGGCUAUUGCAAAGAGAUUGCCGAAGAGUGAGCCUCAGGCUGCAGGAGCCAACAGUGGGCGGAACCGGGGAGUGGACCUGACAGAAGCUGCCCAGCCAGCCAAGGCUCCAUGCUGCAGUAACUAAAGUGAUGAACGCCCUCCCUCCAACCAACCUGUAUAGCAGUAACUAAUGCGGCUGAUGCCCUGAAUGCCACUGCAGUUACUAAUGCAAUGUGUUGUACUCUUAUCUCCAAUUCUCUGAUCGGCAAAACAAGAAAAGAUACCCCGUGCCCACCUUUUAUUUAGCAGUAGCGAAGUCAAUGCCAUUACACUGAUCCCUCAACGUGGCUCUGCUUCUUUUCCUACAUCAUGGUUCUGCUGCUGCCUGGUGAAGCCUCCUAACCAUUCUUUCUUACUCUGCCAUCAAAAUCUAUUAGUUAUUGCUGAUAGAUUAAUGACAGCAGAUAUUAGAGAAUAUUAGUGCACCCCGCCUUCCAUCAUCUUCCUUCCAAUGUGUAGAUAUGAGUUUCAUUUAUAGGAAGUGGUCACUUCCCCUUUCUGGGAUAGCUUAAGACUUAACUACAGCAAUUCUAAAACCAGUCUUUUGUUUUUGUUCAUUUUUUUGAUUAUUUUGUUAAUUAUUUUUUGCUAUAAUUUUGUCAAAAUCAUGGAUGCACAUACCUGUAUACAUGUAUGGCCUAAAAUAGAAAAACAAAAAACUGUGUUUUACCUUUUGUCUGCAGUAGCACAGAAGAAAAUGUGUAUUAGAGAAGAGGAGUGUUUUCUUAUGAAUCUGAGAAAGAGGAAAGGCAGAGGGUGGUGGCAGACAGAGAGGAACUCAAAGCUUCAUGCCUCUCUUUUGUAACUGGGACCCUUUUAUCUGAAAGGUUAAAAACAUUUGUGGACUGUAGUCCUUUUAGAUUUACUUUCUCUGAUUCCUUCUGCCUGUCCACUGCUAUCCACGUCCUUUCCCCUCAAAACCUUAAGUAGCACUAGUGUACAUUUUCUUCUACCACCCUAAGGCUCCAUUCUGGGGCCAUGCCUGCUUCUAGCUGUCCCUAGUGGCAUUGUGCAAUGUUUCACAGUAUUUACUCUGUGAUUUUGAGCAUCUGCAAGGACCAUUGCAGCACAGUGAUACCCCCUGCUCUACCCAGCUUUCUCCACAACAAAGUGCAGGGGCCUCUGAGGUACACAUCAGUGUCACCACCUCCCCACCUUCUGAUACAGUGUCCUUUCAUAAUCUUGUGUAGACCACCCUUUGGUGGUUAUAUUAGGGUCUAUUGGGUUUCUGCCUUUGGAUGAUUUAGUUAAUGCAGAUUUUCCAUUGUGCUAAUGACGCUGGACCGCUGCUGGGUUUGCACAUGGUAAAAAGCAAAGGUGAUGUUAGUAAGUGGGGAGUUGCAAUAUGUAAGGUUGCUUCAUGAUCACCUUUGAAUCAUAAUUAUUUGCCAUCUUCUCUUGAUUAGGAAGUGCUUUAGACACAGUCAUGUGUCAGUGUGUACAAACUGGGCCUGGGCUGUUCUGGCUGGUGACAAAUUUCAUCCAUAGACUCACUCACACGUGCCCGUUAAUGUGUGUGUAUGUUUGAACACACAUUUGCACAUAAACACACACAUUAUAUUGACUUCUUUCCUCUGAACCCACUCAGACCUAAACAGCAUUGUACAUAAGCACACACACAUAGUCUGUUACACCACUCCGUCACCUAUGUUGGCCACAUAUGUCCCCCCCCAUCCCCCCCUCCCCAAUACAUUUUUAUAUACAGA